This is a messenger RNA of Electrophorus electricus (electric eel), 1590 nucleotides long. RefSeq lists its product as uncharacterized. The record is from RefSeq and is a predicted model, not a curated record. Gene Ontology annotation, molecular function: cell adhesion molecule binding. Gene Ontology annotation, biological process: cytokine production; positive regulation of immunoglobulin mediated immune response; positive regulation of natural killer cell cytokine production. Gene Ontology annotation, cellular component: external side of plasma membrane. NCBI's taxonomy places the organism in Eukaryota, Metazoa, Chordata, Actinopteri, Gymnotiformes, Gymnotidae.
GCCGAAACGUGAGUCGAACUGAGAGGCCGAGGCAGAUUUUAAGAGGGCGCUGAGAAGACCUGCCACCGGUACCAGCAAAGCAUAUGAGCAGAGCCAUUUGGGUACUUCUUUUUCAUCUGACUUGACUUUGUAAGCCGUUUGAGCCAAACUGAACAGAGAAGGAACAGAGGAAUUAGCUUGAAGGUGUUUGCGGGGGAGAACAGCCAUGAGCAGAAAUUCACUCUGCUUAAUUCUCAUCAUCACCUUUCUGAGAACAGGUGUCUCCGACAGUAAUAUAGUCAUCAGUCACAGAAUGGAAGGCGAGAGACUUAUCUUGACCUGUGUCCUGUCUGGAGAUGAGAAUCUAACCCAGGUCAACUGGGAGAUACAGUGGCCUAAUCGCACCAAUGUGGGCAUUUUUCACCCUGUUUAUGGCACCUACGUCCCCCCCGAGUAUGCUGACAGAGUGAUCAUCGAUGGCAAACAUCUUUUCUCAACUGCAUCGCUUUCUCUGGAGAAGAUGCCUUUAAAUGAAAUCAGACAAAUCUGCUGUGUGUUCAUGACGUUUCCAUCAGGCCACCUGAUGCAGUGCUCCAAGAUCAGUGACAAUGAUGGAGUCAACGCUAAUAACAGAAAGACUGAAGUCAAGGAGGCCGGCCAUGAGCUCAGCUUAUUUGGCCAGCUGGGCGCGCUGACAGUGGGGUGCAUCCUCACUCUUCUCUUGUUUGUCAUCCCAGUCUACGUUUGCCACAAAUGUUCCUGUAGGAGGAGACAAGAGUUUCGAGUCCAGCAGGCACAUUACACAGACCCAUCAACACCUUCUGAGACCUUCACAGAAAAUGCACAAGAAGUGAGACAUCCUCCACCUGCACCUGGCUUUGACCCCACAAAACUAUAUGCAAAGAUUAAAAAUGAUCUGUAUUAUGGCCGCCUGUGGAAGGCAUACCAGGGUAGAGCCCGCAUAUCAACACAAGGAGCACCACCUGACCCAAAGAAGAUUUACUAUCGUCUAGGUGAGCGCCCCCAACAACAGAGCGAUGAAAAACAGAGGCCCAUAGGCCCAGAUACAAUGGUGACAUCAUCAGACAACAACAGCUGAGCACAGAUCUCAUUCAGUAGCCACUGGAAUUUGUUUUGCACAAAAUGCCGAAACCAAAACGCAAUAUGUAAUUAAGCAAGUAAAAAGAGUGGGAUAAAUAUUAUGAGCCAGCAUACACUGACAGAACAAUAUUUGUGUAAAAUUGUGUAUAUAUAUAUACAAUUUAUAUAGAUAUAGAUAUAUAUAUAUAAAGUGUGUGUGUGUGUGUGUGUGUGUGUGUGUGUGUGUGUGUGUGUGUGUGUGUGUGUGUGCGUGUGUAGUUUUGACUUGUACGUAAAUAAACCUAUUGACUGAGUUCUAUGUAUGGUUUUGAUAUUUGUUUAAUAAAGCACACAUUUUGUAAACAUUUUCAUUCCUGGGUAGUAUCAUGUCUAACUAACUUUACUCAGGUUUAACUUCUCAUCCGAAAUUUGACACGUAUGCGUAUUUGUGGUAUAUUGCGAAAUACACGUACCCCUUUGUACCCCUUUGUACCCCUUUGGGCUACAGAUUACGAAAUGAGGAAGGAAAUA